Equus caballus (horse) is the source of this 453-nucleotide messenger RNA. It is a transcript of the gene TOMM7, whose product is annotated as translocase of outer mitochondrial membrane 7. NCBI's taxonomy places the organism in Eukaryota, Metazoa, Chordata, Mammalia, Perissodactyla, Equidae. The record is from RefSeq and is a predicted model, not a curated record. Gene Ontology annotation, biological process: protein import into mitochondrial matrix. Gene Ontology annotation, cellular component: mitochondrial outer membrane translocase complex.
UGCUAUCUUUUUCGGAUUCCUGAGGCGGUCGCUGCGUUUGUGGCUCCUCGCUGUGUCGUCCAAGCCGUCGCCAUGGUGAAGCUGAGCAAAGAGGCCAAGCAGAGGCUGCAGCAGCUCUUCAAGGGCGGCCAGUUUGCCAUCCGCUGGGGCUUUAUUCCUCUCGUGAUUUACCUGGGAUUCAAGAGGGGUGCAGAUCCUGGAAUGCCUGAACCAACCGUUUUGAGCUUACUUUGGGGAUAAAGGACUAUUUGGUCAUCUGGAUUUGGAAGCAGUCAAUGGACAGGAACAAGAUGGAAGGUGUGUGCUCUGGCUGGCAUAAGAGAUGAGACAUCGUUCAGACGUUCACCGGUUGAAUGGCACGGGGCUCUUCUCAGAUGCAUCUGUGGCAGAGUGGACCCUCUACUGACUUAUUUAUGAUAGACUGUAUCAAAAUAAAUGUUUUUAACAAUGUUA